AUGAAAGUGUCUCAAGACAAUGCUUAUGAGAUAUUUUCUUGGCUACAAGCAAAGACUAUUUGUAAAUUCAAAUCAUGUUGCAAAUCAUUUUCCAAAUUUUUAGAAGAAAGCGAUUUUAAAACAAAGCAAGCUAAUAAUUUAUUAAAGAAGGAUGACACAUGCUUCUUUAUUCAACCUGGACAAAUAGAGCAAAGGUACAAAAAAAUAGUUGAGUUGCAUACUUUACUUAAAGAAAAACAAUCUUCAGGUAUUCCUAACAAUGUUCUAAAAUUCCUAUCAAAAUCGGCUAGUGUCUUAUCUUCUAGUAAUGGCUUAAUUCUUUGUUGCACCAUAAGUGAUCAACAAGAUCCGAUUGAGUUAUUCAUUUGUAAUCCAAUCACAAAGUCUCGGUCUUUCAUUCCUACACCAAAAUCACUUCAAGGAAACUAUCCUUAUGUUGAUAUUAAUAUCAUGUUAGAUUGUUCUAAUGGUUCCUCAUAUGAUUACAAAAUCUUUCUAUUUGAAAACACAAUAGCAUGGUCACCAACUUGUUAUAUAUGCAAGGUUUACGAUGGAAAAGAAGGCGUGUGGAAAACAAUGGAAAAUAAUUUCUUUUCUGGUGGUCGAAAUAUGAAAUUUGACAUGUCUGUACUUCACAACGGAGUCAUUUAUUUUAUCUCAGAUUGUUCUCCUUACUUUGGUAUAUCGAGCCCUUUUUACAUGCCUUAUAUCAUGUCUUAUAAUUUAGAGAAUGGAAUAUCAACAAUCCUUAGAUUGCCGGAGGAAGCAACAAAAGGUUGUAAUGAGAAUCACGUGUCAUGUGACAUGGGUAUCUUUAAAUGGGGUAAAGUUACAAAUCCAAAUCAAUCCAUUUGUUUGGUGAGAUUGAGAGAAUGUGUUUUCAAUGUAUGGUUUUUAAAAGAUUAUGAAUCGAGUUUAUGGGAAAGUGUCUUAGAAGUAAGAGUGAGAGCACUCGGAUUAAAAGAAAAAGAUCCUAAUGUUAGAGUAUUUAUGGUUAUGAAUGGUGAUCUUUUAAUUUUUGCUACAAAAAAUAAGGUUUAUAGUUGUGGUUUGAGUAAUGAAAGAUUAAUGGUGGUAGAAGAAAUAUGUGAGCAUAGUUGUGGAUAUAGUCCACGCUUAAUUUCUUACUCAAAUACUCUUCGGUUGUGUGGGACUAAUGCUGCAGCAUUGCCUUGUUAG
Molecule: messenger RNA, 1179 nt
Organism: Cicer arietinum (chickpea)
Lineage: Eukaryota; Viridiplantae; Streptophyta; Magnoliopsida; Fabales; Fabaceae
Source: RefSeq, a predicted model, not a curated record